GAGAGGGUUCAGAGAGAGGCUCCGCCGGACUUUUACAGGUUAGGAAAGUGAAAUUAAUGGUGCUUCUUGUUCAGAAAUUCAGGAAUCAGGAGAGUCAGUGUUUUGUUUUGAGUGCCGCCCCGUUAAUGACGUCGUGACGUCACGGCCGUUCCGUAACACGGCCAUGGUGGCGGAGCCGCGGAUGAUUCGGGGAGGCUGGUAACGCGCGCGCACGAGCGUGCGUGUGUGUGAGUGAGUGUGUGUUUCAGACCCUCCCGCAUGGAGCUGCGAGCCGAACCGGUCGUGGCGGAUCUGGAGAUGUCGGAGCCGAAGAGCGGGACCUCCGAGCCGGACGAGUACGAGAGCCUGCCGCCCCACGCGUCCCUGGCCACGCACAUGACAGCGGGCGCCGUGGCGGGAGUACUGGAGCACACGGUCAUGUAUCCGGUGGACUCGGUCAAAACCCGUAUGCAGAGUUUACAGCCAGACCCGAAGGCUCAGUACCGGAGUGUGUAUGAAGCAUUGCAGAGGAUUGCCAGAACCGAGGGCUUUAUGCGGCCGUUCAGGGGUCUCAACAUCACUGUGCUGGGGGCCGGCCCUGCCCAUGCCCUUUACUUUGCCUGUUAUGAACGCAUCAAGCACAGUCUCAGUGAGAUCAUUCAGAAUGGAGGGAACAGCCACAUUGCCAACGGGCUCGCAGGAAGUUUAGCUACGGUCCUCCAUGAUGCAGUCAUGAACCCUGCUGAAGUGGUAAAGCAGCGCAUGCAGAUGUAUAACUCCCCUUACCGAGGCCUGUGGGACUGCGUGAUGACGGUCAGCCGUAACGAGGGCCUGGCUGCCUUCUACCGCAGCUACAGCACUCAGCUCACCAUGAACAUUCCCUUCCAGGCUGUGCACUUCAUCACCUAUGAGUUUAUGCAGGAGUGGCUGAACCCUCAGCGGCAGUACUGGCCCGGGACACAUAUUCUGUCUGGGGCUGCGGCCGGCGCAGUGUCUGCUGCAGUCACCACACCUCUGGACGUGUGCAAAACCCUGCUGAACACGCAGGAGAAUGUGGCCCUCAGCUCGGCACACGUGAGUGGCCAUCUCUCAGGCAUGGCCAAUGCCUUCAGGACGGUCUAUCGGCUGGGCGGUCUGCCAGCCUUCUUCAAGGGUGUGAGGGCGAGGGUUAUCUACCAGAUGCCCUCCACGGCUAUUGCGUGGUCAGUCUACGAGUUCUUCAAGUACUUUCUGACCCAAAAGGAGCAGCACAACCUGGAACUGUCGAAGGAGGCGAACAAGACGGGACCAACAUAGGGCUAUGAGUAGUGGUUUCUGAUGCUGGACCUGGAGGAACCUGCUGUUUGCAAAGUUUGGCAUUUUCCCUGGUUAAACAAAACAGCUAAUUGACCUACUGAUUUAUGUCCUGUCUACAAAUGCAUUUGCAAGGUUGGAUAAACUUUUAAGUGUUUACGUCAAAAUCGCGUUAAACUUUAUGGAUCAGGCGAACUUAGUCCGCUAUGGUUCAGUUUCCUGGAAAGGUAUUAGGCUUAGUCGUAGACUAUAUUUUCCUUUCAAUGGAAAAGCUCCAUUGAAAAUGGGUUUUAGUCCAGAACUAGAUUUAAUCCCUGUUUGCGAAAAAAAAACAACAUUAUUCUACUUAUUUGGAAUAACAAAUACUUUUUGACUUCUGUUGUGUAAUCAAGGUUUAUGGAAAGUUAGCAUUGUUAGCUAUUAGGGAUGCACCAAAUAUUUUUUGUUGGCCAAAACCGAUUAAAAUGAAACAUUUAACAAAUACCAAAUAUCUUUAAUCUUUUGCCAUUUUUGAUUCAUUGUCACUUUUUUACCAUCAAAUGAAUUAAAUGGCAUUUUUUUUAAGAAAAAGCAACUACAAAAUUACUAUUUAAAAAAAAUUAUUAAACACUUUCUUUUAUUUCCCAGCAGACAAACAAACAAAGCGCAAUACAUUUACCUUAGCAGUGCCAUGCUUAUCAUACUGUGCUGUUUGUCAGCUCCUUGAUGCCAUUUUUUGCUAUUUAAAAUCCAUCAAUAUGUUGAUCUAAAAAUUAGCAGAUGAAUACAUAAUAAAACUAAUAAUGGCACAACUCAACCGCAACACUAAUAUCCUGCUUCUACAAUCUACAAUAAUAAUAAUUGAAUGAUAUUAUAAUAUGAAAUGUUCUUUAUUGAUUAUCUAUGCUUAACAUACUUUCUAUAGAGGGAGCCAGGUGUGUGUGGAUGGAGUGUCAGUGCAAAAUGACUUAAAAUAAUUUAGACGUUGUUUGGUCUUUUUCACCAUCACCAUUUUUGGCCAAAAAUUUCAGUAGCUAAAUAUUUGGUGCCUUCCUAUUAGCUAACUAAUGUUUUUAGUGUAUAAAAGCAGCCUGGCUGUAAAAAGCUUGUCCAACCUUGCAAUAAGAGCUAUAAAAACAUUUUUGAGCAGUAUGUAAAUAGGUUGGUCAACAAUAUUUUCUUAAGUUGAAGUAGGCUGUGUUCAAGAUCAGAAAAAUGCCAAUGUAUUCUGAACAAGUGCUCUCCAGGAACAGAGCUGUGAACCACUGGAGGUUAAAUUUAGUGUUUGCUGACACUGCCCACUCCUGAGGCUUCAGUUAGGACCCUCAGGACAGAAUCCGUUCUACACAGAAAAGAUUUUUGAAGACCAACACUGCAUCAACUUGCCCUGUGAUCUUCUCAGUACACACUAUGUACAAUUCAGAAAAUGGAAAAGAAGAAUGUAGAAAUUUUGCUGAACAUUUAUUUAUUGAAAGAACUUAUUGCUGUUACAAGCAGAAAAUUAUAUAUUUAGGCAUAUUUAUAUAUAAAUAUAUAUGCAAGUGUACACAUGCAAAAAUGUCCCUCUAGGUAGAGGAAAUGAGAACAAAGAGAACAAAAUUCAACUUAAUUUCUCAUGUCUUUUAGACUAUGCUCACACAUCAGGUAAAAGUGGCCCAGAUUCGAUUUUCCUAUUAAAUAUAAAAUGUAUUUUGGGAUGUUUUUACAUUUCGCAUUUGUAUGUACAGUUUGUGCUGUUCAUUCCUUUUGAAAUAAUUGUAACACAAACCUUCUAAUUUUAUUGAAGCAAAUGCAUCAUUCCAAAUAUUUCUGAGUUCUCUUACCUCGCUACCCCGCCAAUGAAAGCCCAGUUCAACCCAAAAGUCAUGUAAAUUCUGAUCUGGCUGUUCUGCAUUGCUGCAAAUCGGGUAUGUAUCAAAUUUUAAUGCCACAUAUUGAAGUAAACCAAAUUCUUUACACUGCCACACAUCUUUGUCUAGAGAAAGAUCUGAUUUUAGCCACUUUGUACUGCUGUGUGAGCGUAGCCCUAAUAUUUCUACUCUUGGGUCUGAUUCCUGAUUCACGGUCUAAUGGGAUGAGUACCGGUAUGUGUAUGAUGGUGAUCACAAUGAUUGUCCAGAAGAAGGUGUGCCCCUAAAAUCAGACGCAAAGUCACAUCCUCCCAGCCCCUCAGUCAGCCAGCAAUGUGUUUAGCUUUGCCCUUGUAUUUAUAGACUCAAAGUAGGAAAUUUCUAUUUAUGUUUUUUGUUCAGCUUUCGCUUCAGAGGGUCUAUAGGUCUCUCUUUCUUUCCUGUAAGUAUUUAUAACGGACUAUUUAACAGAACGCAUUCCCCAUUUCUGCUGCAGGAUAAAUACAGAAAUAACUGUGCUUUUGAGAAAAGUGCUCUUCAUGGGCAGAAGACUGACUGCCUUUACUUAGAUUUCUUUAGAUUUCUAUAGUUUAUUUUCUGGACCAAUAUGAUACCUUCCAAGAUAUGCAUUUGACGGGUCCAAAGAAGUUGUUCAUAGUUUUUCCUAGGCCAGUGGUUAACAGUCAUGGGGCCUCAUUUAUAAAACUGCCACUAUAAGCUACUUGCCAUCAGCAGCCGGAGUUUAUGGGAGCACAAUUGGCCUUGCCAAUUUGUCUACACAAUCCAUUGGUGUAGAUGAAAAAGCCAUUCAGAAUGAUUCUUUGUAGAAGCAUUUCUACAAUUAAAGGUGGUAGUAAAAGGAAUCAAAAACCUUAAGAAAGUUAUAUAUGUGCUGAUGAUGAUAGUAAAACAGUGGUAGAUGUGGACAAGUGGUCAAUUCAAAUCUGAUGUGCCACAUUUCUCUUGAAGCAAACAUUUUAUUUUAUCAAAUAAAUAGUUUUGUCAUAAAGAUAAAAACUUAAAUGUCCUGGACUUUGAACUCCUGACAGUUGGCCAGUUUAUGUGAUGUAGGUGUGUUUGACUUGCUUUAACAUUGUCAUGAUUAGUUUUAAAUGGGGAGGUGGAGUAAUGUGUGUAUACUACAGGAUAUCUGUAAAAAGUUACAAUGAUUUGCACUGGAUAAAAAAAUCUUAUAAAUGAUUGAAAUGGGAGUAGCUACUUUAUGCGCUAUUGUUACCUCCAUAAAUUGUGACGAUCUCCCUUCUUGUGACCCGCUUACAGUAAUAAGGGGGUUUGGAAAUUAGUAGCUACAUGUUCAAAAUAUCUAUGUAGACUAUAUAGGCUUCUACAUAAUAACGUUCCUAAACCUAAAGCUGCAACACCUGUGACUUGAGUGUUGAAUGUCAUUUUACACCUGAAGUGCACCACAAAUUUGAACAACCUAGGUAAAAACUAGGUAUCUGUGCCCUGUACAUUGAAACGAUGCUUCCUAGAGAAUAUUUACCUACGCGUUGAUGCGCAUAGGAUUAUUAAAAAAAAAAACAAGCCUUGACUGAUAUUUUUAGUGCACUCCAUAAUAAGGUACGCUUGACCUCUUUGAAAAUAUGCAGGACAACAAGAGUAUUUUGUCUUUAUUGUAGAGCAAAGCCUGUGAGUCUCUAGAUCCUGGAUCUAGAUUCAUUCUUCCAUUCGUAAUGGAUGUCGACUUGGCUCAAAAGUUUGCCAUUUUUGAGCAGUGAAUGCUUUGCAUUGAAAUUACGCACAACUAUAAAGUCUAUGGAAGUGAUAUAUAUUGUACAUAUUGUAUUAUAUUAAUGAGAGGUGACUGCGUUACCUGCUUUUUUUUGUUGUUCAGAUUUUUAUUUGGAUUUUUAGCUCUUAUUUUAGAGCAUGUGUGUAUGCUGGUCCCAGUGGGGCAUCAAGAGUGUUUAAAGACUCACUCAACUAAUGCACGGAUGCAUUUUGCAGCUUGACACAUCUCACAUGUUGUUUUUUUUUUACUAUUGUAAUGGCAUGGCCAUUGUGGACAUUUCCAUCACUGACACUGAAUUUACUAUGAAGAGCUAGAUGUCAUAAAUAUUAGAGGAUGAAAUAUUGGCGCAAAUAUUAUUUGCUAAAUUUAUUUUGCGAUAAAUUUGUGAUUUAAAAAAAAAUGCAAUCUGGUAUAUUGGUCGAUUCCUAGGUUUUGAGUUUUUGUAUAUUCUGCUAAUUAAUAUUCAUGUAUAGAUUCUGAGAUAUUGUUCAUGUGUACAUGUAUAGUAAUGACCAAUGAUUGGAAGUAAUGUAUGAAACUGACCUUGUAGCAAGUCAGAAGUACUAUAAUAUUUUAGCACACCAUGAAACAGCCAUUCCACUGACCUGUGGACUGUGUGGAUUGGAUGCAUUUUUUUUAUGAUCUAUGCAGCUUUAUCUCAUAAUAACGAAGGAUUACCAGCAGCAAUGCCCUUCCUUUGAAAAGAUGUUCUGGAGACUUGAUUAGCUGGUUUUGCAGAGUGUCUUUCCUCUGUUCUACACUUGAUGUUCUCCUUGCCUCCCUUUUUUUCAGACUUCUGUCCCCAAACAGCUCGGAAGUGUUAGACGUUCCUCUAAAUUCUCUAAAUUCCACCGGAAUCUUCAAGAUUUCUUUGUUUGUUUGCCUUUUGAUUAAACGCUAACUGGUUUAUUUUUUUAUUCGCUAAUGCAUUUUUGAAGUUGCGUAAUUACUUUAAACUCAAAGACCCAAAGAUUGCUCACUCACACACAUAGUAUAGCUUUAUAUAUAUAUUUUAAAAAAUAAAACAAAUGAAAAAAUAUCACUCAGAAACUCGAGAGAGGUUUAAUGUAAUAAUAUUUAAAGGAAUAGAAGAAUAAGCAAGUAUGUUAAUAUGGCUAACAUGUCUUACAAUGAAUAGAAACUAGGAGCACCUAAUUAGCAUUAAUCAAUUUGCCUAAUGCUAGUUAGCAGCUAAUCACACCCAUUCCAUUUAUUGUUAGCAUUUUUAUCUAUCUUUCUUCCUUUUUUUGUGUAGGUGAGUUCCUCUGCAAUAGUCCUGAUCAUUAGUCCCUUAUAUAGGGAACCUGAAAUUGCUUUUUGUGUGUGUGUUUGUUUGUGGACUUGCAUUUAGCUAAAUGUAUAGUGGCCAUGAAGCCAUACAUCUGCUUUUAGCUAUACAGCUGCUUUUUAGCCCAUAUAACAUGGGUAUGCCUGGAGGAGUAUGCCUAAGAAUGGCUGUAUAAUUUAUUGUAAUAACUGCACAAACCCUAAUUAUUUCUUGCUCUACACGUUUAUCACUUUUAUAUUAUAUCUGCUGUCAGACUGCUUUAGGCUAGUCAGCGGCAUGUGUUGACUAACCCAUGUUUAAUCAUUGUGAUUCUCUUUGGCUCUUCUCUUUCUUGUGUUAAACGCCACUACUACUAACUACGAUAUUUUCUGUAGGAAAGUACACAUUAAUGUCUUUCUGUCCCAGUUUCGUUCCUAUUAGCAACUGAACCAUAGUCCCCACCACUGAAGAGAUUUCCAAACAUUAGAUACAGCUGCUUUCUCUGCGCACAAUACCAGAAGGAACAUUAAACACACAGUGCCAUCUAGAGUACUAAAGAUACUUUACAACGGAGAACACAAUGUAGAAGCAAAAUGUUGAUUGAUUUGUGAAAAUGCUGCUACAGUUUGUAACACUGGAGCUGAAAUAAAAAAAGUUAUUUAACUGAA
This is a messenger RNA of Astyanax mexicanus (Mexican tetra), 6789 nucleotides long. RefSeq names its product solute carrier family 25 member 37 (gene slc25a37). The transcript has 4 exons. Bases 259 to 1275 code for a protein of 338 amino acids. The record is from RefSeq and is a predicted model, not a curated record. Gene Ontology annotation, molecular function: ferrous iron transmembrane transporter activity. Gene Ontology annotation, biological process: iron import into the mitochondrion. NCBI's taxonomy places the organism in Eukaryota, Metazoa, Chordata, Actinopteri, Characiformes, Acestrorhamphidae. Gene Ontology annotation, cellular component: mitochondrial membrane.